GCUCUGUUCACAUGCCUCCAGCUGCUCUGAGCUCACGCUGCUGAUUGGACGAGCUCCUACCUGCCAGGUGGAGGUGAAAGCUGCUCCUGUCAUUGGCCAGCAGGACUUAAAUGGGAGCGGUGGGAACUCCUCCUAUUUCCCUGUCUACUCAAAAGAAAAGGUGGCAGCUGCUGCGGAGGGAAAAAGAGAAGGAAAUGCACAAGUAGCGGAUGUCUGCAACACACUUCAGGGAGGAGAAACAGCUGAGAGAGUCACAGAAUUACGACGCGUGUUCCUGGCAAACUGCAGAGACAGAUUGAUCGCUCCGACCAGACGUACAACAAAGAUGGCCUCCGCCGCUCAGUUCAGCCGCAGACAGUGGGCGUCCCAGUCACUGAGGGUCACCGCCAAGGAGCUGUCCAUCAUCUCCGCCCGGGGGAAAAAGAACGCCAUCGCAGAACGCUUCUCAAAGUACCAGAUGGCAGCAGAGGAGGGGAAUGCAGAGAAGAAGAAAGCGGUCACAGAACCUCUUCCCUCCACACUGCGCAGCGGGAAUCUGAGUCUUUUAAAGAAACGCUGGGAAUCACAACAGCAGUCAUCCAGCCUAAGAGCCCAACCUCAGGCCUGCAACCCUCAGACCCCCAAACCUGCACCCACAACGCACACCUGGAACCACGCCGACACCCUGAGCACCGCCGCACCCUCACAGGACCAGAACAGCGACCAGGAGACGCAGCUUCACUGUGAGUCCAGCUCCAACCAGCUGCAGUCGGCUCUUCCCGGGGAUCUGAUCAUGGAGGAGAAGCCCAGCAGAGAGUCUGAGGAGCAGGAGGGAGUGGCGGCAGCUGAGGUACCCGAAUGUGAGAAGCCCAGCGUCCCCCUCAACAGCCUCAAGAUGAUGUUUGAGAAGGGAGAGCACCUGAGCGACAAGGGGUCCAGAGACCAACCGAGAAGAGGAAGCCUCGGUAACACUGCCAACAUGGACCAGCUACUAGGAGAUGGAAGUCUUGCAGAGUCCACUCCUCUCCGAGACCGGAUGGCUCUUUAUCAAGCGGCCAUCUCCAAACAGGAAGUCACGCCCACCUCAGUCAGUGGUGAUCAGCUGGACAGUUUCUGUGGAAAGCAGAAGGAGAACGUUCCUCCGUGCUCUCUGGACAUGAGUUUUGAGGGUGACGCAAACGGCAGGAAAGGUUUUACCUCCGAGGGCAACGGCUCCACCAACGGCACUCCUGUAUCCAGUCAGAAAGACUCCUCUCAGCCCAAGACCCCCAAAAACUUCCGGCUGCCUGUGAGGGAGACGUGUGUGACGUGCCUGAAGACGGUGUAUCCUCUGGAGAGACUCGUGGCCAAUCAGCACGUUUACCACAGCUCCUGCUUCCGCUGCUCACACUGCAGCACCAAACUCAGUUUGUUGAACUACGCCUCGCUGCACAACAACGUCUACUGCAAGCCGCACUUCUCCCAGCUCUUCAAGGCCAAAGGCAACUACGACGAGGGCUUCGGCCACCGCCCCCACAAGGAGCUGUGGGAGAGCAAAGUGGACAGUGCGGAGACCUCGCCUCAGCCCAAACCCAAGACCCCAAGCCCGGUGUCGGACGAGGAGCACCCCAGCGUGGAGGACUCCCCGUUGGCUAAAGUCAACGUGCUGACCGCCACUAUGGAGGCUCUCGGGCAGGGAGCGGCAGAGAAGUCCGACAGACCCACCGAAACCCGUCGGCUGAAGAUCUCCUGGCCUCCUCGUACGGAGCAGGAGGAGUCGAGCGGCCGCAGUGGAGCCGCCACAGAGGAGGGCUCCCCAGGGAAGUCCGUCAAAGCAAAGUGGCCCCCAGAGGAGGAUUCCCUUCCUGAGCAGCCUAAAGAGGCCCCUUGUCUGCGCCGCACCUCCUCUCUGAAGGAGCGCAGCAUGCCCUUCACUCUGGCAGGACAAACUCCAGAGGUGAGGGAGCAGAGUCCUCCUCCUGCAGACAACGGAGAUCGGAGUCCUGAACCUGCAAGCAUGGAGCUGCAUUCCCCAACUGAGGAGGCGCUCACCAGCUCAGGGGAAGAAGAGGAGGAGCAGGAGGCUGAACAAAUGCAAGAGCAGAAUUUCACCAGAGAAGAGGAAGACACCCCGGAAGAAGAACCUGAGGAAGAGGAGAAGAUGGAGGAGGAGGAUGUGAUGGGGGAGGAGAUGCCGCCUCAGAAACAGGAGGAGAUGAUCUCGUCUCCUGAAGGCGAGGUGGAGGCCAGUCGCUCCUCUCAGGAUGUCGGGUUCUGGGACAGCGAGGAGGUGGAGGAUAAGGAGGAGGUCCAGCAACAGCGGCAGGAGGAGGAAGAGGAGGGGCUGACGGUGGAGGAUAUGAUCAAAAGAAACCGAUACUACGAGGAGGAAGAGGAGGCGGAGGAUGUAUAAAAUGAUCAGGAUGACAACAGUUGACACUCUGAGGACUUUCCUGCUUCUUCUUUUUUAGACGUUUUCUUCUCUUCCUAAAAGAGCGUCGCUGUGUGAACUCUACUGAACUUUGUGCCUCUUUUUGAAACCUUUAAAGCCAUUCCUACCAUAACUUUUUUACAAGACCAUGUCGCUCUGACAUCAUUUGCUUUUUAAUGUAAAAUAUUUCAACUCAAGCCCCAUGUAAUGAAUGUUUUUAUGUCCAAAGGUUAUGUGUAAUCUUCUGUUUUCAUUAAGUACCUCUGGACUGAAACUGCUGUUUCAUGAAACAAUGGUAUUAUCCCGUUAUACUAUGAUGUAGGAUUGUUACAGCUAAUGUAGCUUCUUAACGGACUCACUUUUAAUAAUAAAUCCAAAAGAUGCCACUGUGUGUUUUAGAAAAGCCCAGCACUUUGAUCUGUUACCAUUUUUCCAAAACAAGUCGUUUGGUUUGGCAAUUCCUGUGAAGAAAACAUCUUUGCCACUUUCUUUUCUAUUCUUUAUGUACAUGUUAAAUUCAAAAAACACCUUGUUACUUUUUUGUUUUACAAUUCAAGAGUUAUAACUGGAUCUGAAUAAUGUUCUGUUUUUUUGUUUUGUUUUUUAAACCAGGGGACCAAAUAACCUAGAUUACUACUGUUUAAAUAAAUUGUUAUAUACAAAAUG
Messenger RNA from Eleginops maclovinus (Patagonian blennie), 3055 nucleotides. RefSeq names its product LIM domain and actin binding 1a (gene lima1a). Gene Ontology annotation, molecular function: actin filament binding. Gene Ontology annotation, cellular component: plasma membrane; actin cytoskeleton. Gene Ontology annotation, biological process: actin filament bundle assembly. The coding region runs from base 326 to 2371 and encodes 681 amino acids. The record is from RefSeq and is a predicted model, not a curated record. NCBI's taxonomy places the organism in Eukaryota, Metazoa, Chordata, Actinopteri, Perciformes, Eleginopidae. The transcript is spliced from 11 exons.